UUCAUAUUGCUCCUGCUGAUUCAGAGGCUGCAUUGCUGUCCAAUCCUGAUGUUUUCGAUGUUUCAGUUAGCGGGUUCGCUGAAAUAUCAUCAGUUGUCGCGACAAUGGCAAUGGUGAAGGCAAGAAAAUGCCGACGGGAAAUCCUGAAGUGCAGAAUUAUCCGCUGUUGGGGAAGAAGAAGCGCUUUUAAUGGAGGUGUCUGGUUUCGUGCUCUUUACUUUAAUCCUCUCUAGUUGCUCUACAACAGGAGUUCAUUCAUCGGCGAAUUUCACCUUCGCAAACAGGUGCGACUUCACCGUCUGGCCGGCGAUAUUCACGACUUCCGGAGCCGACAACGGAACGGGGAUUCAAUCGAGUGGAUUCACUCUGCGGAGCGGUGAAUCGGAGAUCGUCAGGGCGUUUGGGGCGUGGGUAGGUCGUGUUUGGGGAAGAACGGGCUGCAGCGAGGACUCAAAUGGAAGUUUCAACUGCGUCACCGGCGAUUGCGGCACGGGGAAGAUGGAAUGCGCCGGCCACCGCAACGUCCCCACCGCUACUACGGCGGCGGUAUUCGUUCUCGCCGGAAACAACGAGAUGGAUUCCUACUACGUCAACCUUAUCUUCGGGUACAACCUCCCGAUACUGGUGGAGCCGCACGGCGGCUCCGGCGCCGAUUGUAGAACCACGGAGUGCGUAGGCGAUCUUAACAGAGUUUGUCCGGUGGAGUUGCGAGUGACCGGAAGCAACGGCGAAGCAAUCGCCUGUAAGAGCGCCUGCCAGUCGUUCUUGGAGGAGCAGUACUGCUGCCGUUCAUCUUCUCCGAAUCAGUGCAAACCCUCAGAAUACUCGCAGGUGUUCAAGAGGGAGUGUCCGCAAGCGUACACCUACCGCCAUGACGAGAAAUAUAUGUAUUACUGUAAAGAGGCCAAUUACAGCAUAACAUUCUGCCCUUCAGGAACUCCCAAACGGACUGCAUUUUCAACCCCGAGAUCUUCACCUCCAUCUUCAGGAAUGAAAAGGAAUACAAUGAUCAUCCUUGUUGUGGUAUUCUCUGUUGUGUUGAUCAUGUUGGUCAUUGUACUGAUCAUUGUGAGGAAAAUUAAACAAGUAAGAAGGGAUAAACAAUUACGCGAACUUCUGACGCUAGAAGGUUAUGAAGAAAGGGAAGCCAAGAAUCAAGAUCUUAGAUUUUUUACUUAUGAAUCAAUCCUCUCUGCUACUAAUAGUUUUUCCUUGGAAAAUAAAUUGGGAGAGGGAGGUUUUGGAUCUGUCUAUAAGGGAAUAACUUCAUCAGGCCAAGAUAUAGCAGUAAAGCUUCUCUCGCAACGAUCGGGGCAAGGAUUGCUCGAGUUUAAAACCGAGCUGAUACUCAUUUCCAAACUGCAGCAUGUGAACCUGGUUAAGUUACUAGGGUUGUGCAUACAUGGAAACGACAAAAUGAUAAUUUACGAUUACAUGCCCAACAGAAGUCUCGAUUUCUUUCUCUUCGGUUCUACGAUGAGGGAACAGUUAAGCUGGCAACAAAGGUUCAGCAUCAUCGAGGGAAUCGUUCAAGGGCUGCUCUACCUUCACAAAUACUCCCGACUUAGGAUUAUCCACCGAGACUUGAAAGCAAGCAACAUAUUGCUCGAUGAAAAGAUGAACGCCAAGAUUUCUGAUUUUGGACUGGCAAGAGUUUUCGAACAAAACAUAGAUGAAGCUAAUACAAAUAGGCGCGUCGGGACAUAUGGUUAUAUGGCUCCUGAGUAUGCAAUGCAGGGCAUAUUCUCCGUCAAAUCUGACGUAUACAGCUUCGGAGUGUUGGUACUUGAAAUUGUGAGUGGCCAGAAAAACAAUAGCUUCGACCACAUCGAAGGCCCUCUAAGCCUCGUCGAAUAUGCCUGGGAGCUUUGGAGAAAAGAUUGUGCACUUGAACUCAUGGAUCCAGUUUUGAAGGAUUCUUGUGUUCCCGACCAACUUCAAAGAUGCGUUCAUAUUGCACUUCUAUGUGUCGAAAAUCGAGUAGCGGAUCGACCUGGUUCAGAAAAUGUAGUCAUGAUGUUGAAGAGCGAAACGGCGAAUUUGCCUCAUCCAAAGAAUCCGUCAUUCGUAUCAAGAAAUAAUGUGAUCGGAGAAGUGAAGAGGAGCUCAACGGAUUCGACAUUAUCGAUCAAUGAAGUCACCCUUUCCGAGGUAGUAGGAAGAUGACCUUUUACCAAUUCUGUUACAGGCUUAAGGUGGAGACAGACAUUCAUAUCUUCUUGCAUACAUCAAAAGUGAUCUCUUCUGGACAUGAACUAAAACUGCAAGUUCGACGACAUUUGGAGAAGAUAUGCGAUUAUAUAUAUAUAUAUAUGUAUAUGCAUUGUCUUCGACGGCAUUCGUACGAGCAACAAGUUGAAGGUUUCUGAUCCUUUUCUUGCUCGCGUUACUGUGGAAGCAAUGGCGUCUCUAUGGGAAGUCACUGUUCGAACAUUUUUGGGUUGUUUUAAGUAUCAGGUUGUUUAUUUUAUUACCCUCUGAUAUUACACAUAUUUUUGUGUAUGUUAAUGUAUGUGUUUAUACAUGCACACAAAUUAUUAGUUUUGUAUGUGUAUUAAGUUUCUUAACUGGUUGUCUUAAAAUAGUCUGAA
Andrographis paniculata is the source of this 2591-nucleotide messenger RNA. Its product is annotated as PR5-like receptor kinase. Gene Ontology annotation, biological process: protein phosphorylation. The coding region runs from base 190 to 2166 and encodes 658 amino acids. NCBI's taxonomy places the organism in Eukaryota, Viridiplantae, Streptophyta, Magnoliopsida, Lamiales, Acanthaceae. The record is from RefSeq and is a predicted model, not a curated record. The transcript is spliced from 11 exons. Gene Ontology annotation, molecular function: ATP binding; protein kinase activity.